AUGAAAUUAUACUCUCAAGAGCCUUUUCCAAAACAGUUUAGCAUGCUCCUAUGCAAUGAAUAUAAUAUCAAUCGAAAAGCGAUUAAACACUUGGAAACGUUCCCUCGUCAAAUAUUGACACGUGAAGAAGAAAUUGAAAAAUGUACAAAUUUUUUCAUAAAUUAUUAUUUAGAAAAUGGCAGAUUUGAAUCAAUUAAUUUUUGGCAUACACAAUUGAAUCAAUUUUUCUAUAUUGCAAAAGAACGUGUACGACAUACAAUAAAUUUGAUUUGUCCAUUGGUAAAAGGUGUUGAAGAUGAUGAUGAUAUGAAUGGCGAUCGUGAUCUUAAUACAUUAAAAGAUUCAAUGUCUCAUAAUGAAAAUGUUAUCGGAAGAAGAAAUCGCCACGUACCAGAAAGAUACCAGGCUGUUUAA
Didymodactylos carnosus is the source of this 414-nucleotide messenger RNA. The record is from the annotation of a GenBank genome assembly. NCBI's taxonomy places the organism in Eukaryota, Metazoa, Rotifera, Eurotatoria, Philodinida, Philodinidae.